UAAAAGCAAAUUACAUGAUGAAUACAAAGAAAUAUGUUGAAGUUCUGCUAUUCUUGGUUACAAUUAUAUUUAUGAUGGUGACAAUGGGUACGGCCCAAAUUGAGAAUUUCGCAUGCACGGAAUUGGGAAAUUUGUGUACAUUUGGUGGGUGUUGUCAACCCUUCUCUUGCAGCGGAUGGGUUUUUGGUCAUUGCCAAUAAGUUUAUGCAAGUCGGCCGGUCUAUUAAAGAUUUUGAGAACAUGCCUCAUUAUUCAGUGAAACAAGUGUAUGAGAAACUCCUAGGGGACAAGCCAAGGGUGCAUUGGGAUAAAAUGGUGUGGAAUAGGCUGAAUGUUCCAAAACAUAGAUUCAUUUGCUGGUUGGCUGUUCAUUCAAAGCUUCAGACUACAGACAAACUAGCAAAGAUUGGCAUUAGUCAAUCUGCUAGUUGCUUGAUUUGUGGCUUGGAUGAUGAGACUCAUCAGCAUCUCUUCUUUCAGUGCCAGUAUAGUAAGCAAAUUAUUAUAGCAGUCCAUCAGUGGAUAGGUUUCUCUAUUCAUGGCAAUUUGGUUCAGUUAGUCAGAAAAGCUGGACAAAGUAAAGCUUCAAAGUUCAGGAAGCAUGUGUAUUUUGCAGCUGUUGGUGCUGCUGUCUACCUGAUCUGGAGGUGUAGAAACACAAGUUUUUGGGAUAAUUCCAUUCCCACUGUCAGUCAGAGUAUGAAGGAUUUGAAGCAAAUGGCCAAGAGCGGAAUUCAGGUAGUUCUGCCAAAAUAUGUAAGCAAGAGAGAUAGUGAAUGGUUCACAAACUUGUAAUAGCCUUUUAGGCAUUCUGGUUGUGUAUUAGAGCUUGUUUAGCUU
Messenger RNA from Spinacia oleracea (spinach), 840 nucleotides. RefSeq lists its product as uncharacterized. Lineage: Eukaryota; Viridiplantae; Streptophyta; Magnoliopsida; Caryophyllales; Amaranthaceae. The transcript is spliced from 2 exons. The record is from RefSeq and is a predicted model, not a curated record. The coding region runs from base 205 to 795 and encodes 196 amino acids.